This is a messenger RNA of Manis javanica (Malayan pangolin), 1632 nucleotides long. RefSeq names its product beta-1,4-galactosyltransferase 6 (gene B4GALT6). Gene Ontology annotation, cellular component: Golgi apparatus. The record is from RefSeq and is a predicted model, not a curated record. Gene Ontology annotation, biological process: glycosphingolipid biosynthetic process; carbohydrate metabolic process. Lineage: Eukaryota; Metazoa; Chordata; Mammalia; Pholidota; Manidae. Gene Ontology annotation, molecular function: UDP-galactose:glucosylceramide beta-1,4-galactosyltransferase activity.
UCCCGCCCCGGCUCUUCGGGGCCCGGGGGUCCCGGCCGCCGCCCCCCUCCUGCGCGCGGCGUCGCGACCGGGGGUUCCGCGCGUGUCCUGGGCGGCCUGGCCGGGGCGCCGCCGAGCCGCGGGCGGGCGAAGACGAUGUCUGCGGUGCGGCGGGUGCUCCGCGUCUCCAACCGCUCCCUGCUCGCCUUCAUCUUCUUCUUCUCCCUGUCCUCGUCCUGCCUCUACUUCAUCUACGUGGCCCCGGGCCUCGCCAACACAUAUCUCUUCAUGGUACAAGCUCGAGGAAUGAUGUUGAAAGAAAAUGUGAAAACAAUAGGGCAGAUGAUCAGGCUGUACACAAAUAAAAACGCUACCACCAACGGUACAGAUUAUCCUGAAGGCAAUAAUUCAAGUGAUUAUCUUAUUCAAACAACAACCUAUCUUCCGGAAAACUUCACAUAUUCACCAUACCUCCCCUGCCCAGAAAAGCUGCCUUACAUGCGCGGAUUCUUCAAUGUCAAUGUAAGUGAAAUUAGUUUUGAUGAAAUUCAUCAACUCUUCUCCAAGGAUUUAGAUAUUGAGCCAGGAGGUCACUGGAGGCCUAAGGACUGUAAACCCAGAUGGAAGGUGGCCGUUCUCAUUCCUUUCCGUAACCGCCACGAGCAUCUUCCAAUUUUCUUCUUACAUCUGAUUCCAAUGCUCCAGAAACAGAGGCUGGAAUUUGCCUUUUAUGUCAUUGAACAGACUGGCACACAGCCUUUUAACCGUGCAAUGCUCUUCAACGUGGGCUUCAAAGAGGCCAUGAAAGACAGCGUGUGGGACUGUGUAAUCUUCCACGAUGUGGAUCAUCUACCUGAAAAUGACCGAAACUAUUACGGAUGUGGAGAAAUGCCGCGUCAUUUCGCAGCAAAGCUGGAUAAAUACAUGUAUAUCCUUCCAUAUAAAGAGUUUUUUGGUGGUGUCAGUGGACUGACCGUGGAACAAUUUAGAAAGAUCAAUGGUUUUCCUAACGCCUUCUGGGGAUGGGGAGGAGAAGACGAUGACCUUUGGAAUAGAGUUCACUAUGCUGGAUUUAAUGUCACAAGACCAGAGGGAGACUUGGGAAAAUAUAAGUCUAUUCCUCAUCACCAUCGAGGUGAAGUCCAGUUUUUAGGACGGUAUAAAUUACUAAGAUAUUCAAAAGAACGUCAGUACAUCGAUGGGUUAAACAAUUUAAUAUAUACGCCAAAAAUACUCAUUGAUAGGUUGUAUACAAAUAUAUCUGUACACCUCAUGCCAGAGUUAGCCCUGAUUGAAGACUAUUAAAAGAAGCUGCUCUCUCGGCCUACGGACCACAAUGCCGGGUCACGGAUGGGAGCGUAUUCUCUGCGGAGGCAGGAAGGGGUGUGCCCGGUGCCCUGCUCUGGGCAAAGAGCCAGCAGCCCGCAGUGUUGCCCGUGGGAUUGUGUCCAGCCAGCCCUUUCCCACCCAUCACCCAUCCUCUGCCCUGAGACACACCCCAUGAUGAGCACUGCAGAGACUAGAGGUCACCGCUGAAGUUGGGAAGUUAAGAGAGCUCCUUGCAAAGAGAAAAUUUUUAUACUAAAGUCUAAUUUAAUUCAAGAGAAUGCUUUAUUUCUGUUUAAACAUUUUGUACAUAUGUGAUGUAAAUUA